GAAUUUCUCUUAAUACAACAACUAAAGAUACAAGGUUUUAGAUUGGAGAAGCAACUAUGAAUUAUAAGAAAUCUGUUACUUUCUUCUUCCUCCUUUCUCUUCUCAUCCUUCCCUUCAUGCUUUUCCCUGCCAUAGCUGCUAAUGGAAGAGUAGGAGGCCUGGAGGCAUAUUGUGGUAGUAGAUGCAGAGAAAGGUGUGCAAAGGCAGGGUUUCAAGACAGAUGUAUCAAGUAUUGUGGCAUUUGUUGCAGAGAAUGCAAGUGUGUUCCUUCUGGUACCUUUGGCAACAAGCAUCAGUGCCCUUGCUAUCGAGACAUGCUUAGCUCUAAGGGCAAACCCAAGUGCCCUUAAUUCAAUUUUGUUUCCUUAACUGAGCACUUUUAUAAUAACAAUAACAUGCGUUUGCAUGCAUGCACUUGUCUUAUAGUUGGUUAAUUAGGGGUUUUGAAUGCUUCUUAGUUUCAUUUCUCAUAGUAAGUUUUGAAGAUUUUCUCUCUCUAUGUAUAUAUAUGUGGUUAUUUUGUCUCCAAAAGUAGUUAUACUGUGAAAAUUUUGAAAAUU
Eutrema salsugineum is the source of this 560-nucleotide messenger RNA. RefSeq names its product peamaclein. The transcript is spliced from 2 exons. The record is from RefSeq and is a predicted model, not a curated record. Bases 57 to 350 code for a protein of 97 amino acids. NCBI's taxonomy places the organism in Eukaryota, Viridiplantae, Streptophyta, Magnoliopsida, Brassicales, Brassicaceae.